CGAAAGUUUAUCGUGGCAGCUCUAAGCGUAAACAUCUGAAAUCUUUAUUGCAAAUCGUAUUAACGCCUGCUAAAUUGCUCGUUAAAUAGAUGGGAAAUUUUGACGACAACAAACAUACAAUGACUGCACCAUAUAAGCUAAAGAGAUUGAGUGUUAGAGUUAAUCGUUUAUCGUUAGUGGCAAGAGUUGAUCCGGAGAUACGCGACCAAGUAAUAUUUAGACGAUGUACUGUACGCUUACAGCGAUAUAGUCCCGACGAACUAAGAUAUCUGGCUUCAACUUGCGAAAACGGCCCAACUAGCGUUGCUGACGAGAAUUUUAGUGGCCACAAAUUGCGACGUUUGUGUAUACGUUUACCACGUAUGCCGCUGUAUGCGCGCAGUGAUAUAUCAUCUCGUGCAAGUUCCGCAAUUUGCUCAGAAGCCGAGCCAACGGAUUUAGAAGAUGAUGAAACUGUUUACUGAAUAUGGAUGGAGAACUUCUAAUUAAUGAUAACUAUUUUUGACAGAUAAUCAUAAUUUGAACGU
Molecule: messenger RNA, 527 nt
Organism: Glossina fuscipes
Lineage: Eukaryota; Metazoa; Arthropoda; Insecta; Diptera; Glossinidae
Exons: 3
Coding region: 90-464 (124 amino acids)
Source: RefSeq, a predicted model, not a curated record